GUAAUCAUCGAGCAAAGGACUCACCUGGCCGUGGCCGUCCUUCCGCACGACGGUUAUCUCUUCUGUGCCAAUGUCAUCAAGUGUUCCCAGCACAUACCCUUCUUUAGCAUCCGGCGCCCACACUUGACGACCGAAAUCCCGAUUCAUCUCUGGAAAGAAUAA
This is a messenger RNA of Haemonchus placei, 162 nucleotides long. The record is from the annotation of a GenBank genome assembly. NCBI's taxonomy places the organism in Eukaryota, Metazoa, Nematoda, Chromadorea, Rhabditida, Trichostrongylidae.